Messenger RNA from Apiotrichum porosum, 1629 nucleotides. RefSeq lists its product as uncharacterized. The transcript is spliced from 3 exons. Bases 1 to 1629 code for a protein of 542 amino acids. NCBI's taxonomy places the organism in Eukaryota, Fungi, Basidiomycota, Tremellomycetes, Trichosporonales, Trichosporonaceae. The record is from RefSeq and is a predicted model, not a curated record.
AUGCUUGCAGGUAUCCCCCACCUGAUCGGUUCAGAACGCAAUGGGAACGUGCACUCACCGUUGGAUAAGAAUUUUCCACAUCUUGCCCUUGCGGGGCCAUCGCCGGCUUCCCUCCUGUACAACUCUCACCGUCCCACCACCAUUGACUUUUCCGCCUGGCCACCCCUGACUAUUUUGAGCAGGACACAGCCGCUGAACCCAAGGAAACUCGAUGGCGAGGUCACUGACCCCUUUGAGAGUCGCAGUUCCGACGGCGGGCUCGAUGAGGGCGACAGUGAACGCACGCCCGCCAGGACAUCUGUGCUCGCAAGUGUGGAAGCAGUGUCCGCCGAGAAGCUCCGUUCACUCGAGGUCGAGAAGCAACUCCACGACACCAAGGAGAAGCUCUACGAAAUCGACAGUGAGCGCCAGAGCCUCAUGCUCGCUGCCACCAUACGCGAGCACGAGCUCCAGCAGGCCACGGCCCAGGUGUCCGAGCUCACGCUCGCCACGGCGCGCGCCAUGGCGGAGAAUGAGCGUCUGGAGAACGUGCUCAACAUUGAGCGCGAGGCCACGGCGUCGUUUUACGCCAAGAGGAUCGGGGACCACGUUGUCCAGCUGCACAACGCCAAGCAGGUCAACGACAGCCUCACAACAUCCCUGGCCAACGAGCGUUCCCGUGCCGACUUGGCGGAAACACAACGCGAUCAAGCUGUGAUGGAGCUGAAGAAGGCGAAAGCACAGCUCGAGGCGGUUGAGGGAGUGCGACAAGAUGUCGCGAGAUCGCCCGGGAGUGCUGUGAAGAGUCAAGGUGUUCCCGAGGACCUCUUGGAAGUAGGGGACAACCCUACGUUUGUCGAAAGAGCAAUGAAAAGGAGCGGCAGCUUUCAAAACCUCGACUUGGACCUCCAGGACAGCCAUAGCCCACGCGAUCGUCACCAGGAGGAACAUAAUCAUAUUCGUACAACACUUCUUGCUGCCUUGGAGAGCCGCCAACUCCAAAACAACAUGUUCGGCCUGGCGCCAAUGACGUCCCCCACUCCCAAGCGGCAGCCCCUUCAGUUGGCGCAUUCCCGACGCAAAGACAUGACCUACACCUAUCUGGUCGAGAAACUGAGGUCAACGGAAGAUGCCCUUGCCCAAGCCGAGCAAGACGUCGUGUCUGCAAGGGAGCAGGCCGAAUUCUGGAAAGAGCACGCAGAAUCCAAGCCCAUGCGGUGUUCAGAAUCAAGAGAGUGCCACCAACCAGGUUGCUCGUCGGGCCGACUGAAUGACUGGCGUUGGAACGUCAGCGACGCGACUGCUGUGGCCGACGCUGCUGCCACCGACAUGCGGCUUGAGCAUAAGCAUAUCCCUGCCAGGGUCCAAUGUGCGCUGGAGACUCUUGUCCUCGAGUUCCAGGCCGCGUUCAAGCCCAUGGGGUCUGCAGAAGCCGCUCCUCGACCCCACCUCGCCGAUACACUGGUCCUCGACGAGACACUUCAGAACAAGGACGGUCUUGUCGUUCAGAUGGACGUUCUGCGAGGCCCAGCCGUUGACCAGGACACUGCUUGGCCAAACGUCGACUCUUCUGAGGGAGACGCGGGCUCUGGGGAGAGUGGUGCGCCUCACCCUUCCCAUCACCAAGACGUGCCUAUCACAUCGACCUAG